Molecule: messenger RNA, 1292 nt
Organism: Symbiodinium necroappetens
Lineage: Eukaryota; Dinophyceae; Suessiales; Symbiodiniaceae
Source: the annotation of a GenBank genome assembly
AUGACCACGAUGAUGUGGGUCCGCUGGCUCUUGUACCUCUGUGUGCCAUGUUGUGUCGUGUGUACAGAUCAGAUGCUGUUUUGGGUGGAUGACCUCAUCUCACAAAACAAGGUUGAGUCCAAGUUGUGGAUGAUGACGGGAGAAGAUGCGUCACUGGGCACCCGAAAGAUUCAGUAUGACGACUUUGCGUACUGUCUGGAAGCACACGGCACUUUGGAUGGCAGUGUCUGCAAGCCGAGCUACUUGAUCAACGGGUGGAACUCAACAGAUGGCACCUCCCUGGCCGUCCGGACGUCCAUCUCCGUGGCAUAUGACCCUGCCGGGGAAGGGGAUGGUGAGCAUGUGGUGGGACCAGUGGCGGACAAGACCAACCGUAGAAUCUAUUGGAUUACUCCCAGCUGCGCCACCUCAAGCGGCCGAAGGCUCACGGUUUGGAAGGUCAAAUACCUUCUGGACAACCAGAUCACUCCGGAUGGAUCUGACCCAAAUCCGCUGACCUGCGAAAAUGAGUCGUACGUCUAUGCGGUGAACCGCUACGAUGUGGACACUCAGAAGUACUCCCUCAUCUAUGCGGCUGCUCGUGCCGACUUUCCUGCGCCAGAGAAGUGGACCGCAUACAGCUGGAAGCUCGCGUUUGACGAAACUAGGCAGCGUUUGUACUGGUGGUUCUAUGCCGGUGCCUGUGCGGUGGUCAGAACGUGCGAUGCUCCUCUUUACUACAUCGAUGUGAGUGGUUUGAGUGAUGACGGCGCGAUGCCGACUCCGGUGUCAGCCGCAAACAUAACAGACGGUUAUGGGCAUGCCUAUUGGGACAUGACCAUCGAUAAUGACGGAAAUCUCUAUCUGGUUGAUUGGUAUAAGAUCAGGAAGUAUGAUGUGACGACAGGCGCUGUGACCGACCUCCAUACCGAAGACUACCUCAACACCGGUUAUCACUUUACCGGAGUGACCCACUGGACCGGCACAACCAAGUUGAUUGUGACCAAGACCACCAGUGUGACCUCGGAACUGUGGACUUUCGACACUAGCGAUUCAACGUGGGCGCAGCUUUACAGUGCAGUGUACUACGAGUUCUACGAUCUAGGCCAAACUAUCUACAACACGGCGGUGGAUGUGACCCACGGCCUGCUGUAUGUGGCCACGAGCGGUGGGAACUCCGGAGGCAGAUCCAUCAUUGAGUUGCCACUGGCUCCAUCUGGCCAGACGGCACCCUACAAGGCUUGCGCCACAGGACGUUACAACAUGGACUGCCCCCUAUACGGCAUCGGAGAGCGCCUGGUUGUGGGUCACAU